This is a messenger RNA of Alosa alosa (allis shad), 1237 nucleotides long. Its product is annotated as zinc transporter ZIP12-like. Gene Ontology annotation, biological process: zinc ion import across plasma membrane; intracellular zinc ion homeostasis. Gene Ontology annotation, cellular component: membrane. Lineage: Eukaryota; Metazoa; Chordata; Actinopteri; Clupeiformes; Clupeidae. The record is from RefSeq and is a predicted model, not a curated record. Gene Ontology annotation, molecular function: zinc ion transmembrane transporter activity.
GUGUGUGUGACGGUGUGUGUGUGUAUGUGUGUGUGUUGCCAGUAUGUACGUGUGGGCCUGGCUGCUGGUGCUGGGCUUGUGUGACGGUGUGACGGGGCAGGACACACUGCUGCAUCCGGAGUCACUGCUGUCUGAGGAGGAGCCAGUCGAGGAGUACCCUGACGUGGAGGUGUUGUGGGGGGAGACGCCAAUCCUGAGGAACCAGACGCAGGUCAUCAUCUCUCUACUGCAGCAGCGCCUGGGUCAUCAGUGUCUCAGACCAGAGCAUGUGCUGUCAGUCCUGGGGGAUGAUGGGAAGGGUGACAUGAGUCUGGAGGACUACCAGCGGAUAUCUACGGUGCUUUUGUGCUACAUCAUCAACAUGCGCCACCUGUGUCUGGACCCGCCCUCCCCGCCUCAGCCCCUCCCCCACUGCCUCCGAGCUCUCGCUAGGCUCCACCCACAGGAGGAUCACCGCUUUCUCUCAUCCAAUGAGACUGAGAGCAUCCUACUGACUCUCAACCAGGACUACCAAUCAGCUGCUCUACCAAAACAGAGCCACGCCCCCUCACACACACAGGCUCACUCCCAUGCUGUCACCCUUGAGCUAAAAAGUAAUGGUGAGAGUCAGAGGGGAAAGUCCAUCUCCACCGUGCAAUUGGGGUCUACAGAGGAGGCAGAAUGCCCAGACACUCCACCAGAGGAAGCUCCUACCCAGAGUGCACCACGCAGGCGGGGAGUUCCGUUGCUGGCAGUCAUGGUGAUUGUUGGCGACAGCCUACAUAACCUUGCAGAUGGCCUGGUGAUCGGAGCAGCUUUCUCUUCGUCUACAGAAGUUGGCAUGACAACCACACUGGCCAUCCUUUGCCAUGAGAUUCCCCACGAAAUGGGUGACUUUGCUGUCUUGCUGGCGUCUGGUUUGUCAGUAAAGUGGGCGGUGCUUAUGAAUCUGCUCUCCGCCCUCACUGCGUUUAUUGGCCUGUUUAUUGGACUCUUCGUUUCCACGGAGACGGAGGUGCAGCAGUGGAUUUUCAGUGUUACAGCAGGGAUCUUCCUCUACCUGUCCCUGGUGGAGAUGUUGCCAGAGAUGUCACGGAUGUGCUCCUCUCGCCCCGGUCUGCUGUUUCCUGCUGCAGAAUGUGGGACUGCUGUUGGGAUGGACCUGCCUUCUGCUGCUGGCUCUGUUUGAGGAGCAUCUCAGCUUCUGACACACACACACAUGCACACACACACACACAUGCACACACACACACACACA